Messenger RNA from Stylophora pistillata, 2004 nucleotides. RefSeq lists its product as uncharacterized. NCBI's taxonomy places the organism in Eukaryota, Metazoa, Cnidaria, Anthozoa, Scleractinia, Pocilloporidae. The record is from RefSeq and is a predicted model, not a curated record.
UCAAUUUGCACAUUUAAGUCCAACCAGCUUCGAACAUCUGUGAAGGUUUCGUUGAAACAUGUGUGAUUAAGUUAUGAAAUGUUUUGUAUAUCGGUAAACGCGAUAGCAUCAUGGACAGUACAGUAGCAAACACAGAAAAUUAUACAUGCUUACAAGUCUUGCCUCGGAGACACAUCUGCCUCGAUAGUGUAUGAUAAUCAGGGUUUAAUGUUUCUAAUAGGAAAAGACGAGUUGAUGCAACUGCAGCAUAACAACGUGCUAGAGGAUAAAGCGAUAUAAUCUUAAGUCAGGUCAAGACCAGGCGUGGAAAUGAAUGUGACUGAAGAAGUCCAAAACCAGGAUGACGUAGAAAGUGGUUACAGUGACGAAGAGUCAGUAGAGGAGCAGAGUGAGCCUGAACGACACACAGAACCAACUGAUGAUCACGAAGAACCCUCUGAACAUGAGGAAGACGAAACUGAAGGAUAUCAAAAACCAAGAGAAUACCACGAAGAGGCUGAUGAAAGUGAACAGCUGCACGUUGAAACUGACCAGCGAAAACCAGAGGUAGACCCUAAAGAAUUCAAACAGCAGAUACUUAAAACUGAACAGAAGGGACAACCAAAAAAGGAUCAUGGGAAAUCUGAAGAGCAGCAGGUUGAGGUCAAAGAAGAAAAAGUAUCCGAAAAAGACCAAGAAGAAUCUAAACAGGAAACUGAAGACGACAAGGUUGGUGAACCAGUAGAACAAGAGCAGCUCGUCAUUGUUAAAAAAAAAGACAAACCGGAUGAUAAUUUCCCAGAAGCCUCGGGGCGUGAAUCUCCAAAGGCCCCACUGGCCACGUUUGAUGAUGACCAUGAUCUUGACGAGUUCGUGGACAUCCCGCAGGAAACAAUUCUAUAAGCGGCAGCGUUGCUCUCCAAAGUCCUUGUCCAUAUAACUGCUGAUAGAUUAGCCAUUUCAUUAUUAUAAUAAUGUAAUGUUUUCUCUGGUUAUCCACUAGUGGCUGUCAAUGAGAGAAUGUCCAAUUAACUAUUAUACCUUACUCAUCAUUUGUUCGAUGCUGUGUCAGCAUGUUAAGCCAUAAAUCGUACGCGUAUUUACCCCAUCGCAUACAUAAACUAUGUGCAUGGUCAGAUGUAAUGCAUUUGCGUCUGGCUAAUUCAUUUAUUUAUUUUUAUAAUUUACUACUAAGGUAAAUAUUUGUAAAAGCUUGUUCCAAUGCAAAGGAAGCAGGUAUUACGGGUCGUUAUAAAGGGCUGGAGUAGUAAGACGCUCUUACAAGUGUACUGGGAACUAAAAGCUGUGUGAAAUGUAACAUGGCUUCAAGUUAAUAUAGUUCCUAAUAAAAAUGAUGGUAAAUAAUUUUGAAGUUGUCAUAGCACACUUAUUCAAUUAAUCGACAAAUCGAUAAGUUUGACAUUUUAGAAAGCGUGUACCAUAUUUCGAAGCAAAACGAUAAAGUUCCCAAAACUUGCCGAUGCAUGAUUACCAUUAAUUCCCCAAAAUUUUUCAGUCAAGUAACAACCAAUAGGAAGUAUGAAACAUUAGAGGUUAACAUUAGGUAUUUUGGCGGAAGUUAUAAAUUCUUCAUACGGAGGCUCACAACGGUUUCCUUAUUUUUUCCAGUUUAUUGCUUAGUUUAUUUCUCUCAAAUAAUGAUAGCAGAGCAAACAUCGAUCACGUCUGGUCGAUUCCAGGUGUUUUCUAAGACGCAACCAGUUUCUGUAGAAACAAUAAAUCCACCGGAGGUAACCCUUAGUUUUGGGUUUAUAUGCCUGUAACCCUUAUAUGCCGGUAACCCUUAUAUGCCGGUAACCCUUAUAUGCCGGUAACCCUUAGUUUUGGGUUUAUAUACCUGUAAUUCAAACUUGAGGUCAGUGAUUCCAAUUUUUACAUUUGCUUUUUGGAUUACAAUCAGCGUAUCGAGAUUCCUUUUUUUUCUGCACAGUAAAAAAAACCCUUGCAGCUUAUACUUAGGCUCAGAGCCAUCUAGUCUUUUGAUAAUUAAAGGUAUCAACUGUU